UUUCUCGGUAGUCUUCAGAGGGACCUUGCUGCUUCGAGAAACCCGUCCCCGUUCACAGUACGUCAUCAAACGGACCCUUUAAAGCGUCUGUAGCGGCUGUAAUGGCACAAUAUUCGGGAGCGAAGCAAUAUCAGAGUAUGAAAACACUGUCUCCAGUCGAAACGAUGGCAACUAACGAUCCUCUACCGCCUGGGUGGGAGAUUAAAAUCGACCCGCAGACAGGUUGGCCGUUUUUUGUGGAUCACAACAAUCGCACAACGACGUGGAACGAUCCGAGGCACGACACGAAAAAGAUUUUUUUAAAUGGCCCCUCUAUAGCCCCUGAGUCACCUCAGGACGUGCACAAAUCCUAUAUUCAAGAGAUGAGGCAACCAAUGCUACGCCAGGGCUACAUCCCUAUCCCAGUAUCCCAUGAAAACACUGAACCCAGGCUGCAGCAGUAUCCGAGUUUCUCAUAUAUCCAUCCAGUAGUGCCGCAAAAUUUGAGAACAGAUGGACGUACGCCUUCCCCAACCCCAACAGCACACUGUCGGCCUAGAUCUCCAGUGCAGUCCCCAUCAGAGGCUUGUUUGUCUUGUUCACCUGCUUCACACGGGCCUGAGGUUCAUCAACCACAGGGCACACACCAACAAUUGAGUGGCCUUCAUCAACAGCCCCGACCCAGCAAUACAGGUCUCCGGGCGGGCUACAUCCCCAUUCCUGUGAUCCAUGAGGGUAUAGGGUGCACCUCACAAUUCCAGCCUAGCCAAAGUUCUCAUGCCACGCGAGAAAAAAUCCCAAUCUACCGUGAACAAGUGCCCAUUCAGAUUCAACAGAAUCGAACUGCCAGUCCUAUCCCGGUCCCCUUGAGGGCCCAGUCACCAGUCAUGUCUCAGGUCAUGGGAGAGAGACCCCAGGUCCAGCAACACAUUGGACAUGCAGCAAUACCACCAAAAGUUGAACAACCAGUUGAAGAAAUUGUCAGACCACCUGCAUUUGAGAUUCCCAUUCAAAGAGUGAGUGAUGUUCCUCAGCAAAUACAUCAUCAGCCAGUACAACAACAACAACCUACACAAGCACCCCAGCCAAAAGCACAACAACCCGUACCGCAGUCACCACAGGUGUCAGAGACAUCCAAUAUUACCAUACAAGUUCCUCCAGCACCAGAACCUCAGGAAGCCGCUGCCCCUCCAACACCUCAAGAGGUCCCACCCCCACAAUUCCAACCUGAGGAGACUUCAGAACAAGAUCUGAGCCACCCAGGACUGAUCAAAGUGCAGCAGAUAUUGGAAUGUGUGGAGAACCUGGCACAAGAUGUGAAAAGUUUCGAUGGGAAGAAGAAUGAUAAAAAAUACUUGUUGCUGGAGGAGAUGUUGACCAAACAACUUCUGGCUCUGGACUCUGUAGACCCUGAAGGUCGCCCAGAUGUGCGUCAGGCUCGAAGGGAUGGUGUCCGCAGAGUUCAAAAGAUUCUAGAUGAACUGGAGAUGUUUGGAGAGCCGAUGCAAGGGCUUGCGGGUGACACGUACCCUGAGUCGAGUAUGAUUGACCAUGCAAACUCAGAGAAUGUCAAGGAGAUUUUAUAAUUGCACAAAGAAGGCACAAAUUUGAGAAGAACACUAAUCAAAAUCUCCAUUUUUGUUUUUACUUGCGCAAUUAUUAUUAUUAGUUGGAUGCAUGAAUAAUUUACGUUUUCUGUUGGAAAUGAUCUAACGUGAUUUGUUUACUGAGUGCAAUCAUGUGUGCUGUUAUGUGAUGCUGCUGUUGUCAAAUCACACCAUGCAAGUGUCUUGUAGCAAAAGACAAAGUGGUGACCGGUUAUGUUCUAAAACAAAUGAAAACGAGGCCUUGAACAGAAGAAAGUUUUUCUAACAUUCAGAAAGUAUCUUUUGUACCAUGUUGAAUGAAUGAAUGAAAAUUUUUUUUGAAUAUUCCUCAAGAAGUUGUUAAUGAAGAAGUGAGCUGUCAUAGUGAAAACUUUUAUUAGAAUUUUUUUAAAUUAAAUUUUAUUGUGUGGGCUACAAAAAAUAUAAAGGGAUUCGUUUUUAUUUUGGCAUAUUGGAAGGUUUAUAUAUAUAUAUAUAUAUAUAGAGAUAUAGAGAUAUAGAGAUAGAGAGAUAUAGAGAUAU
This is a messenger RNA of Carassius carassius (crucian carp), 2108 nucleotides long. RefSeq names its product BAG family molecular chaperone regulator 3-like. Gene Ontology annotation, molecular function: protein-folding chaperone binding; adenyl-nucleotide exchange factor activity. Lineage: Eukaryota; Metazoa; Chordata; Actinopteri; Cypriniformes; Cyprinidae. The transcript has 4 exons. Gene Ontology annotation, cellular component: nucleus; membrane; cytoplasm. The record is from RefSeq and is a predicted model, not a curated record. The coding region runs from base 102 to 1565 and encodes 487 amino acids. Gene Ontology annotation, biological process: negative regulation of striated muscle cell apoptotic process; muscle cell cellular homeostasis; protein stabilization.